This is a messenger RNA of Drosophila bipectinata, 1517 nucleotides long. RefSeq lists its product as uncharacterized. Lineage: Eukaryota; Metazoa; Arthropoda; Insecta; Diptera; Drosophilidae. The record is from RefSeq and is a predicted model, not a curated record.
GAGGCUUAUAUUUUAUAUUAAUCCCUAUUUAUCCAAGAAAUUAAAGGUAAGGAAUGUACAGCAUGAGGAAUGGUGUCUUCGCCAAGAGUCUCUUCGGCAGGGGCUCCUGUUUCGAGCGGAUAGCGCAGUGCGCCUGCCGCCCCAAGCAGAAACCCCCACCGAAGGACUCUUCGAAGAAGCCAUUCGGAAUCGCUGCGCCGAAAGUGGUAUCGGAGAAGCAACGUCACUUGCUCUCCAUGAUCAACAGAGGCUGUUCCUGUCUAAAGACGGACGCCAAGGGCCGCUGGUUUGACGUCCACCGGCACAUUAUCCUAUCGUUGGCGAUCUCCCUGAACCGCCCGCCGGAUGUAGUUCUCGACUUUCUCUACUCCCUCACCAUGCAGAACUUCAGGAAGAUCAUCGAUCCUUAUAGCAGCCAACCGGCAAGUCCGUGCAAUGUGCCGUUCACAAGCGGGAACAUCUGCACCCAGUACAUGUCCAUCUUCGAUACGCGCGGCAAUGUGCGGAAUCCCUUCCACAAGAACGCGCUGCAGAUGCUGAUGCGACUGAUUCAGACGACGCUGAGGAACGGAGAAAGCCGCCAGCAUUCGUCCAUCAGGGACUUCUUAGUGUCACCAAACGCUCCUCACGACAGGGACGCGGAUAGGGCCAAACGGGCCGGUAUAGACAGCUCCUCGGCGGCCCGCCAUAAUGGUAAGCGACGGCUACGGGAAGCAGAUUUCCGGGCCCAGAAGAUCCGAAGUAUAUUGUAUCAUGAAGUACCCGAAAAGCCAUUUGGGAUCGAUGUUGGAGCUGAUUUCUGGAAAGCGGUGGAGCCGAGGACUCUGGAGGACUUCAAUAUCAAUGAUUUCAAUUUUGAUGAACAGCUCGGUGUUCCAGGCAGAUUCUCUAUCAUUCAGGCAGAAGAGCUUACUGCAAUGAUCGAUCUUCUCAAUCAAAGGACUCUUUUGACCCGACACCCGAACGAUUUGAUACAGGCCAUCAGAAACCUCAAUCUAGAACCCACUCACGUGCCUAAGACCACGGCACAUGUUCACAAGACCUAUGCCAAAGAAAUUUCCAAAAAUUACAAUGAAGCAAUGUCGGCGACGCCCUCUCAGCCAAAAUUCAAGGAGCGAUUGGCAUCUCUCCAUCGGGGUACACUGUCGGCUACAGAACGCAAGGCUGCCAACUUGAAUUCCUUAAAGAUGGCAAAAAAAAGUCAUAAUCGUCUAAAACAGAAUUACCAUAUGUAUCUGGGCGAACAGAUUCCGGUGCUUAUUCACGAGCCCUACGAUCCUCAAAAGCCUUGGACCUGGAUGCGACGCCAUCCGAAGCAAUCGCGUUUGGACACAAGAGUGGGCACCAUGGGGCAUGUAAAUAUCGCGCGCUACCACCGGGCCUCCGUCAGGGAGAAGAUUGAAAAGUCGCAGGAAACCGCUUCCAUACACACGGUGUUCAGUGUCAACGAGGAGGACCCUAAAAUGCGCCGUCUCCCAAUGUUUGGAGAAAGUUCGCGAAAAUCUGCCAUCAAGUAA